Messenger RNA from Mercurialis annua (annual mercury), 756 nucleotides. RefSeq lists its product as uncharacterized. Bases 1 to 756 code for a protein of 251 amino acids. The transcript has a single exon. The record is from RefSeq and is a predicted model, not a curated record. NCBI's taxonomy places the organism in Eukaryota, Viridiplantae, Streptophyta, Magnoliopsida, Malpighiales, Euphorbiaceae.
AUGAGGGAAAGCAACCCAAUUGCUUUCAACCUGAACACUGAAGAACAGCAAACGCCGAGCGUAGCAGCACAAGAUUCGUACAACGAAAUGCUGAAAAAGGUACUAGAAUCGGUCCAAGCAAAUUUGGACAGAUUGGCUAGCGAAGCCAAAAGAACGAAUGAUAGGCACGAAGAAACCAUGAAAAUCCUGAGGGAAAAUUUCAGCCCAACGGCUCCCAGAAGAAGAGGGAGAACAGAAAACGCAAACCCAAGCCGCCGAGAGACGAGAGCGGAAAACAACAAAAGCAAGGAACCCCGAACCGGAGGGAACGAAGAAAGAAACGAAGCAAGAAACCAACGGGAGAAUGGAACAAGCGACGAGGAAAGCCCGAACGAUCAAAAUAGAAACAAGUCCAACGAGGAAUCACCAGAGACACCCAGAAAUGAGCAUAACCAGGAGGACGCCCGAAGUGGUUUGAAUUCAAAGAGAGACGAGCGAAGAGAGAAGGAAAAAGAAGACGCCCCACCAAAGAGCAAGCGACAAGACAGAGAUACAGGGAAAGAACAAACUAAGAAAAAUCACCAAGAAGGAGAGGGCGAAUCGUCAGAAGCGCCCCAAAAAAGCAAGGCCACAUACGUAGCGGAAGGAGACUUGGAAGAAAAGAUUGCCAAAGCACUCAAAAAACUGAAAUCAGAAGAGUUGCACAUAGACGAUCUCAGGUUGAAAGGAUCCCCCUCUCGCCUGAGAUCAUGGAAGAAACUAUCCCAUUCAGCAUGA